This is a messenger RNA of Erinaceus europaeus (western European hedgehog), 918 nucleotides long. Its product is annotated as olfactory receptor 4C45-like. Gene Ontology annotation, cellular component: membrane. Gene Ontology annotation, biological process: G protein-coupled receptor signaling pathway. Lineage: Eukaryota; Metazoa; Chordata; Mammalia; Eulipotyphla; Erinaceidae. The transcript is spliced from 2 exons. The record is from RefSeq and is a predicted model, not a curated record. Gene Ontology annotation, molecular function: G protein-coupled receptor activity; olfactory receptor activity. The coding region runs from base 4 to 918 and encodes 304 amino acids.
AGGAUGAACAAUGUCACUGAAUUCAUCCUCCUUGGUUUGACCCAGAAUCCAGAUCUGCAAAAACUCUUGCUGCCUGUACUUUUUCUUGUCUACCUGUUGACACUGACAAGUAACCUGCUCAUUUCAGUCACUGUCUUCAUCAGUCCAUCCCUGAGUUCGCCCAUGUACAUUUUUCUCUCCUACUUGUCCAUCAUAGACGCUUUCUACACUUCAACUAUGAUACCCAAAAUGAUCUUCGACUUGAUCAGCAAAAGGAACACCAUGUCAUUCAAUGGAUGCAUGACACAGCUCUUUACAGAGCAUUUCUUUGGAGGAAUUGAGAUUACCUUGCUUGUUAUCAUGGCCUUUGACCGUUAUGUAGCCAUCUGUAAGCCCUUGCACUACAUGACCAUUAUGAGGAGGAAUGUGUGUGCUCUUCUAAUGGGACUGACUGUGGUUUCAGGGUUUCUUCAUGGAGGAAUCCAAGUUUUGUUCACAGUUAAGCUACCAUUCUGUGGUCCCAAUGUCAUUGACCACUUUACAUGUGACUUAGUACCUCUUCUGACUCUAGCCUGUACAGAUAUGCACAUAUUAGGACCCUUGAUAGCUGCCAACAGUGGGUCAAUGUGUUUACUUAUUUUUCCCAUGUUGAUUUCUUCCUAUAUUAUCAUCCUGUACUCCCUGAGGAAUCAUAGCACUGCUGGGCGUCAGAAAGCCCUUUCUACCUGUGCAUCUCAAAUCAUCGUGGUCAUCUGUUUCUUUUUGCCUUGUAUAUAUUUGUAUGUAAGACCCACAGCCAUCUACACCAGUGACAAAGCUGUGAGUGUGUUUUAUACCUUAGUAUACCCUAUGUUGAAUCCUCUAAUCUACACCCUCAGAAAUGCAGAGGUAAAAAACGCUAUGAAGAAGCUGUGGGGACAAUUACAAAGUAAUAUUUAG